Messenger RNA from Seminavis robusta, 2065 nucleotides. The record is from the annotation of a GenBank genome assembly. Lineage: Eukaryota; Bacillariophyta; Bacillariophyceae; Naviculales; Naviculaceae.
CCUCGUUUUCUGCGUGGCUUUUCUCUUCGUCCUUGUUUGCUCGCUUCUCAUUCGUUCAUCGGCGCAUUGCAACAAAAGAUCGAUCGAGUUGCACACUUUUCCCCCGGCUAUCUUUGGUACCGGUAUUAUAACAAUAGUUGUUUAAUCAUCCUGACCAUGGCGGCCAAGGCUGAAGACGCGCCUCAGUCUUACGACUUGAGUUCGAUAUUUUGGACCAAAGCUGCUUACCAUGAUGUGGCGGCUGACUUUCACAAGUUCCACAAGCAUGAUUUGAAUGUGUUUCUUCAUUUGUGGACGACCGGUUUGGGAUUGUGGGGAGCCGUGCAAUUGGCCAUGAUUCUUGAGCAACCCAUUGCUGUCUACGUCUACAUUGCUGUGACUGGAGUGACCUGUCCACUAGUGAUCUCUGUAUUGCACACUGCCAUGUUGUACGGAAUGAUGCAUACGCCGUUGCCUGCUGUAAUGGACAACCUCGAUCCCAUGUAUGUGUGCGGAUUGGCCAUUGCUCUCGGAUAUGGUCUCCAGGAUGUGGCGCACUGGAUGUGUGACGAAAAGACCUUUAUGAACGACUACAUUGCUACCAAGCCAUGGAUGCUGCUUAUCCACACGCUCUGGUUGAUGCCUUUGGUGAUCGAGUCUGUCUUGAUGCGAUACUGCUUUUUGCCCAAUUUGGUCAAUCGCAACAAGAAUGUCUUUUGCCAGGCUGCUUCACGAAAAGCCGUCGAAGAUCUCCGAGAAUGGGUCAACAAAAACAUUGCCAAUGUCAAGGUUACCACUCAUGUUUGGCCACAUAAGCAAGAGGGAACCUCAGGCCCGGUCACACAGCUGGAAAAUGACGCGGCUAUUAUGGCCGCUUUUCGUAAAGUUUUUGCCGCAAAGCAUUUUGAUAUUAAACCAGUCCAAGAAAUGAACGAAAUUUAUGUCACUGCGGUUGGGGCCAAAUCGGAUAUCAACUCGGAUGCCGUCUUUUACACCAAGCACAACGAUGGUCCCUACUGGUUCCUUCCAAGUGCUUCUCUCUACCGAGUCUUGGUCGGAGUCACACCCAACAAAAUGGUCAGAACCAGAUUCAACUUGCAGCAUGAAUCGGAGGACAAAGUGGUAGACAUGUACGAUGUCUUGGGAUUCGACUACAACCGAGAAUUGCACUGGAUUGACCACGUCCCUGGCGCAACCAACACCGAGCGUCGCACACUCAUCAAAUUGCACUUUAUUGUCUACCCCAAGGGAUGGCACAAAUAUGGACAACUUUGUGCCAACUUGAACACCAACUACAACACGUGGGCUCGAAACAACUUCUUACAGACACUCCGUAUCGAUGGAUGGUAUGAUUUCGCCUUGGCCUGGUGGAUCUGGCUCACAACCAUUUUCAAUGCUACCUUUGUGGAAAAAGUGGGCUGGACCAACUUGAUCUACAUCCUCGGCUGCUACGCCAUGGGACCCACUCCGUUCCUCGUUUUGACAUCAUUCCGUCACUACUGCAUCUACAUUACUACCUUUGCCUUCAGGAACCCACCCGUCGCACACGGAGAAUUCAUGCGUGAUGUACUCCUCUUCAAGACUGUGGCAAUCAGUCACUUGUCCCGACGUCUGUUGCCCAUGGUGGAUCUCCCCAACGAUGCACCUGGAUUGUUGCUCGUCUUGGCUGGAUUUGCCACUACUAUGUUGGCCACGGCCAGGUUGGGGAUGGCCCGCACCUAUUUUGGAUCCGAACUGGGAUUCGUCAAGCCCCAAUGGAUCACUGGCUUCCCCUACGGUUACAUCCCUCAUCCCAUGAUUGUUGGACAACUCUUUGCCUAUUCCACAGUUCUAUUGUGGUGGUGGGACAGAAUCACCACUGAGAAUGCGCUCCUUGUGGCUGGUCACAUUGGUUUCUACACCACUCACAUGGUGCAAGAAAUGCUCACUUCCAGCUACUAGAGUUGGAUGGUUUUAGUUAGAUAGAUAACAGCUGAUUUGUUUGUUUGUUUCUGGAAUUUGUUGCAUGAUUAGAGAAAAUGGACGGUACAGUGACUUAGUUUUACAUCACCUAGCUGCAAUCAACUUUUGAAUUUUUCUCUCUGGC